AUGUCAGCAUCCGCUCUUCUGGUACUCUGUGCGCAAGCUUGCUUGCUACAGAAUGUAUACAGUCAGAGCUUGGGUGCUGGACGUGGCGUAGCUCCAACUAUCGGCACUGAAUAUGAGCUCGGUUGCGAACCAGUUCUUGCUGCGGACAUAGCUUACGCUCCAAGUUUCUCUACCGGUAUUGGAUACGGAUAUGGCCUCCCUGGCCCAGCUUCAUUUACAAGUCCCGCUGCCUUUGCAGGCCCCGCGGCUUAUGCUGCAGGCCCGGCUUACGGAGGUGCUGGCAUCGGAGACGUAUCCGUAACUGGCGAAAUUCCUGUCACCGGUAUCUCUCUUGUCGCUGGCCAGAAUGUAUACAGUCAGUGCUUGGGUGAUGGACUUGGCGUAGCUCCAAAUAUCGGCACUGAAUAUGAGCUCGGUUGCGGACCAGUUCUUGCUGCGGACAUAGCUUACGGUCCAGGUUUCGCUCCCGGUGUUGGAUACGGAUAUGGCCUCCCUGGCCCAGCUUCAUUUACAAGUCCCGCUGCCUUUGCAGGCCCCGCGGCUUAUGCUGCAGGCCCGGCUUACGGAGGUGCUGGCAUCGGAGACGUAUCCGUAACUGGCGAAAUUCCUGUCACCGGUAUCUCUCUUGUCGCUGGCCAGGUCAUUGCAGGUCAGUGCCUGGGCAAUGGGCUUAAUAGUAACAUAUUCACGCCAGGCCAAGUUGCUGCUGAGGGUAUGGGUUGGGGGGGUCAAGGAUUUGGCUACGGAGCCCCAUUCGGUGCUCCUUGUGCACCGGCUCCCUUGAUUGCUUCUGAAUGGGCACCUUUAGGACCAGCUACAGUUCCUUCAUCCAAUGGUGGUGGUUUCAUUGUAACAAGUUCCUCCCCUAUCUCACCUAUCGGUGUCUCUGUUAUCUCGGACAAUGAGUACGCAGGUCCUCUAGCUGUUGGUGGUCAGCUCCCAUUCUUAGGUACUGUCGGGUUGGAAGGUACUAUUACAAGUACAGGAUCGGGAGCUGUUUCAUACAGUUGCGGUAAUGGUAAUGUUGGAAUUGUGAGCGAGAACAUACUCCCCUCAGCCGCAGAAAUAGGAUACGGUAACGGUUUAGCCCCUGGUUUUGGAUUUGGUCCUGGUUUUGGUGGACCCAGCUACGGAUUUGGACCUGGAAAUUUUCUUCAAAGCGGUCUCAAUAAAUGCGAAGCCGCAUAA
Molecule: messenger RNA, 1188 nt
Organism: Parnassius apollo (apollo)
Lineage: Eukaryota; Metazoa; Arthropoda; Insecta; Lepidoptera; Papilionidae
Source: the annotation of a GenBank genome assembly